CGGAGGCGUUGGGAGGCGUGGCCUGGCGUCUGCGGCGCAUGCGCAGUGCGUGCAGCGAAGCCGCCGGGGGUGGGGCUUUGGGCGGGAGGGAGGGAGGAACAAAGAUGGCGGCGGGGGCUGCGGGAGUUGUUGCCAUGGCGGCCCGCGGGAGGGCCCCCGCCGACGGGACCCUCCGCCCGGCCGCUGCCCGCGGGGGGCUGUGAGCGGGGAAGGCGGCGGCGGCGGUGGCAGAGGGCUCCGCUCCCCACCAUGCCCCAGGCCUCGGAGCACCGCGGCGGCCGCGCCCGGGACCACGCCGUUAUCACCUCGCAGCCCAAAGCCGCCGCCGCCACCACCACCACCACCGCCAAGCUACCGAGCGGGCACCGGGCGCUGAGCCAGGAGCGCCGCGCCGCUGCCAUGGCCUCCGCCAACGGCCUCUCCCCGGCACCCAAGCUCCGGCUCCUGCCACCGCGGCCGGGGCCUUUGGAUGAACGCAGCAAGAAGCUGGAGCUGGAGCGGGGCCGGGCCUCGAAGCGCGGGGAUGCGGCACGCGGCGCCACGUGCCGGCGCGGUCCGGUCAAGGCCGACCACGGCGUGCGGGUCCCCGGCUCCCCGCAGGCAGUGCCGGGCAGCGCCUCCUUCUCCCUACCCAGCGGAGCCGAGCGCCGGAGGAGCAACCUGGCCCGUUCCAAAUCCAUCAGCAUCGGUGACUUGAGCCAAGGCGGUGGCGGCGGCCGCGCCGAGGACGUGGCGGCGGUGCUGAGCCGGCUGGUGCUGAGGGACUGCGGGCACCAGCUGAGUGCCGGAGCGCUGGCACUGCGUAGGAGCUCGUCGCUGCGCAGGGUCAAUGUGGCCCCGGGGCUGGACGGGAAGCCCGGGGUCCCCCUGCUCUCGGUGCGGCCUGAGGGCUGCCCCCGGACUCGCGCUGUGCCCGACCCCACGUACCCCAUCCCGGUGCCCGGCAGCCCCGCGCUGGGCAGAGCCCCCCUGCCCGCCCGGCCUGAGGAGAAGGCAGCACCCCAUCACACACUGCUGCUGGGCUCCGGCCACGUCGGCCUCAGGAACCUGGGUAACACGUGCUUCAUGAACGCGGUGCUGCAGUGCCUGAGCAGCACCAAACCCCUGCGGGAUUAUUGCCUGCGCCGGGACUUCCAGCAGGAGCAGCCCCGCGGCCCCCAGGAGCUCACUGAAGCCUUCGCCGAUGUCAUCGCCGCGCUCUGGCAUCCGGAUGCGGCCGAAGCCGUCAACCCCGGGCGCUUCAAGGCCGUCUUCCAGAAGUACGUCCCCUCUUUCACUGGGUACAGCCAACAGGAUGCACAGGAGUUCCUCAAGUUCUUCAUGGACCGGCUCCACGUGGAGAUCAACCGCAAAGGCCGCCGGACCCCCAGCAUCCUCUCGGACACGCGGCGGCCCCCCACACUGGAGGACCCCGAGGGGCUGAGCGACGACGAACGCGCCAACGUGAUGUGGAAGCGGUACCUGGAGAGGGAGGACAGCAAAAUCGUGGACCUCUUUGUGGGACAACUGAAGAGCUGCCUCAAGUGCCAGGCGUGCGGUUACCGCUCCACCACCUUCGAGGUCUUCUGUGAUCUCUCCCUUCCCAUCCCAAAGAAAAGCUUUGCCGGGGGCCGGGUCUCGCUCCACGACUGCUUCAGCCUCUUCACCAAGGAGGAAGAGCUCGACUCAGAGAACGCCCCGGUCUGUGACAAGUGCCGGCAGCGGACACGGAGCACCAAGAAGUUGACGAUCCAGCGCUUCCCUCGCAUCCUGGUGCUCCACCUGAACCGGUUCUCCACCACCCGCUACUCCAUCAAGAAAUGCUCCGUCUUCGUGGACUUCCCCCUGCAGCAGCUCAACCUGCGGGAGUUCGCCAGCGAGAAGGCGGGCACCCCCAUCUACACCCUCUACGCCCUCUGCAACCACUCGGGCAGUGUUCACUAUGGCCACUACACGGCGCUGUGCCGGGACCCGGCCGGCUGGCGCGUCUACAAUGACUCCCGGGUCUCGCCCAUCAGCGAGAACCAGGUCCCAUCCAGCGAGGGCUACGUCCUCUUCUAUGAGCUGGAGGAGCCGCUCGCCCGCCGGCCUUGACCCCCCCCCGGAGCACCCAAAGUGGGGGCUCCCCCCCCCAGCCCCCCCCAAGGACCCCGAUGGGGAGGGGGAGGGGCGGCCGCGGCCCCCCCCGGGCUUUUGUCAAUAAAUUUAUUAAGAAAAACA
Messenger RNA from Neopsephotus bourkii (Bourke's parrot), 2199 nucleotides. RefSeq names its product ubiquitin specific peptidase 21 (gene USP21). NCBI's taxonomy places the organism in Eukaryota, Metazoa, Chordata, Aves, Psittaciformes, Psittacidae. The transcript is spliced from 14 exons. Gene Ontology annotation, cellular component: cytoplasm. Bases 250 to 2073 code for a protein of 607 amino acids. Gene Ontology annotation, biological process: protein deubiquitination. Gene Ontology annotation, molecular function: cysteine-type deubiquitinase activity. The record is from RefSeq and is a predicted model, not a curated record.